UUGACGCUUUUUCCUUGUCUGCGCUUGAUAUCGACGAGAUAUCGAAAAGAUGGAGAAGGCGAUCGAUCGGCAGCAGGUCCUCCUCCAGCAUCUCCGGCCCUCCCCUUCUUCUGCCCCCGGUGGUUCGCCUUUGAUCUUGGCUUCUUUCUGUACCGCUAGCGACAGUGCGGCCUAUCAGAGGAACGCUUGCUUUGGGGAUGACGUCGUGGUUGUCGCUGCAUACCGAACUGCAAUUUGCAAGUCUAAGAGAGGGGGUUUCAAGGAUACAUACCCUGAGGAACUGCUUACUGCUGUGCUGAAGGCAUUGUUGGAUAAAACUAGUCUGAAUCCAAAUGAAGUUGGUGAUAUUGUGGUUGGUACUGUACUGGCACCAGGCUCUCAAAGAGUAACUGAAUUCAGGAUGGCAGCAUUCUAUGCUGGUUUUCCUGAAACUGUUCCAGUAAGAACAGUGAACAGACAGUGCUCAUCAGGCCUUCAGGCAGUUGCUGAUGUUGCUGCUGCUAUUAAAGCUGGAUUCUAUGAUAUUGGUAAAAAUAUUUUGGUUUACCACUUUUAUGCUUGCAUAAUAGUUCCAGGAAUUGGUGCUGGGUUAGAAUCGAUGACUGCAAAUAUGUUGUCUUGGGAGGGUUCAAUAAACCCAAAGGGAAACAAGUUUCAAAAAGCCCAAGAUUGUCUGCUCCCCAUGGGAAUUAUGGUUGAGAAUGUUGCUCAUCAAUUUGGUGUGGCAAGACAAGAACAAGAUCAGGCUGCUGUUGAAUCUCAUAGGAAGGCAGCUGCUGCAACUGCUUCUGGUAAAUUUAAAGAAGAAAUAAUUCCAGUGACCACAAAGAUUGUAGACCCAAAAACUGGGGAGGAAAUGCAGGUGACAAUUUCUGUGGUUGAUGGAAUCUGACCAGAAACAUCUCUAUCUGGUUUGGCAAAGCUAAAACCAGUUUUAAGAAGGAUGGAGGUACAACUGCUGGCGAUUCAAGCCAAGUAAGUGAUGGUUCUGGAGCAGUCCUCUUGAUGAGGAGAGAUGUAGCAAUGCAAAAGGGGUUUCCUAUACUUGGUGUAUUCAGGUGAAAUUGGUUUCUAAUGGGUGAUUCGAAAAUCGCAGUUGUGGAGGGUCCUUUUGAACUUCUUGUACGAUUUACAACAUUUGAAGUCUGGCAUCCAUUUGUUCAUCAUGCCAUUUAUUCUUGGAGAAAACCAUGGUUAUAUCCAAUGUUGUUUUGUUGAUUUCUCCCAUCCAAUCAAGACCGUUUGAGAUAUUCAAGUAUGGAAACAUUCUCAAUUUGCUUUGCCUACCUUUGAUAGAGUUGAUGUUGGAUA
Molecule: messenger RNA, 1311 nt
Organism: Musa acuminata AAA Group (dessert banana)
Lineage: Eukaryota; Viridiplantae; Streptophyta; Magnoliopsida; Zingiberales; Musaceae
Product: 3-ketoacyl-CoA thiolase 2, peroxisomal-like
Exons: 10
Coding region: 50-892 (280 amino acids)
Biological process (GO): phenylacetate catabolic process; fatty acid beta-oxidation
Cellular component (GO): peroxisome
Molecular function (GO): acetyl-CoA C-acyltransferase activity
Source: RefSeq, a predicted model, not a curated record